AAGGCACGCAAAUGGUUCCAAAUUUAACUGUCAACUUUGUAUAAAUGUAGAAAAGAUCACAUUAUUAAGCUUUCAACUUCGCUGUAAGGAGCUGGAAGAAUAAAACAACAUGUUUGCAAAACCACAGUCGAAAAAGGCAUCCACAGUCACAAAGCACAAGGGUUUGGCAAAGCCUAAAGCUGUAAGUGUCAAGUCAGGUGUAAAAGGACCACAACAAAGUAAAAGGCCACAGCAAGAUGCAGCAAGGUGUGCCAAAUCUGGUAAGCCUCCGCCACGACCUGAGCCAAGCUAUUCUCUGUACUCAACAGACUCAGAAGAUCAGGUGACAGUUGCCUUCAAUGAAAUGGAGACAUGUGAGAAAAUCCUCACACAUCUGAAAAAUAAGCAAAAAGGAGGCACAAAGACAAAACCAAAGACUAAAAAGAAAAUGAAGGAGCUUGAGAGUAAUCCAAAGGCGUUGAAUGAAAACCCUCCACUGACAGCUAUUGUACCAGGUAUCUCUUCUCUCUAUGGAACACCUUUCCCAUAUGGGGCCGCACAUUUUCUGCGACAACUACAACCGCAUGAUUACGCAAGCAGCCCGAUUUUUAAUUCCCGCCUUGCAUCAUCCACCCCAGAUCCAGACAGGCUUCCCAGUGACCUGGAGGACUGCAAGCUUCCAAAUGCUUCAGAGUCAAAUAUUCCACAAGAUGUGCCAGAGCGUGACAUUUCCACUGUGUCUUCUGUUCCUCCGAAUUUUAACCAUCUUCAAAAUAUGGCUGACAUGGUUGAGAUUUAUAAACAGUUGGAGAUUAAAAAAGCUCAACAGAUUCAAGCUGCAGUGGCAAAGGAAACAAUAGAAAAACUAAAUGCCAUGGAUAUUGAGGCAGCUGCUGAAGCAGGGAUUUCUGUUGUUAAAGGUCACAGUAUGGAAGGUCAGAGGUCAAGUCAAGGUCAGAUAAAUCAAGGUCAAAGUCAACCCAAAGGUCAAUUUGGGGGUCACAAUAUGUCUCAAGGUCAAAACUCAGAGAAAGUUCAAGCAUUUCAACAAGAUAGAGUUGAAGUUCAUUCAAAGGUCAAUGGGGCAGGUCAAGGUCGAGAUAAUGGAUGUGCAGAGAUUCCAGGGAGGGAAUCAGAUGGAUUUGUUGGCACUGAGAGUUUAGGGUUCACUCUCCACCCAGGUGAUUCAUUAUUCCGUCCAGUUGCUCCAGGGGGUAGUGACCACAAUCUUGAUUCUGACAUGAGAGGGGGAAGCAGCCUGGCUGCGUUUCAACCAUAUAUUUCUGGAGACUCUGGUGAAUUCUUACCUCCACAGCACUGGGUUCUGAAUUAUAGAUCACCUGUGAAGAAUAAGGGACCCACGCAGAUGACUGAAGGUGGUCCAAAUAUGCAAGUUGCAGAUGAUCAUCAAAAUGUUGGGGCUGAAGUUCCAACUUCUGGGAGGACUGAAAAAUCUGAUGCAAGUGGAGGUACUGAUUAUGUGACACUCCCAAGACCAGAGGUCAAAGGUCAGACACCAGGGUCAAGGCCAAAUGAGGUGAACAAGGGAUCUAGUGUUGUUUAUGCAAAGCAGAAUGGUUUGUUUCAGAUACACCAGCAAGUGAGGGAUACUAACUCCAGUGCCACAACCAGUGGGGGGAAAUCUGAUGAAAGUGAUUUGACCUUGAACAAUAGUAAAGGGCAAAGUUCAUUAGAUGAGGUUCCAGAGAGGGAUAUGCCAAGACACAAUGAAAAAGCUAAAACUAGUCCAAGCAAACCUAUUGUGCCAAGUUUGUCAUCCAAAGAAGGGACAUUUAGAAUUGAUGGACAGAAAAAUGACUCUCAGAAUCUUUCCAGAUUAGCAACUUUAACACCUAGAAGUCAGAAUAUGUCAUCUAACAGUGGAUCUAGCAGUCUUGGUGGAAAAAUAGUUUUCAUUCCAAAUGAUUCAAAUACCCCCACAGUGAUUGGUCACGUUCCUGGGAUCCCACUUAUAACUGCUUCAAACCAGCCAAUCAGCUUGCCUGCUACAUUGCAACCUCAGUCAGCAAGCAUGCUUUCUUCAGCCAAUGGCCUGCAAGGAAUUUCAAAUUCCCAGAAUGCAGCACAAAGGUCACAAGAUGUAACAGGUUCUGUGUAUAUCAGCCACAAGAAUGCAAAUGUGAUCGCUGCUGGGGAUAUUGGAGUGAGAAAACUAAGAUAUCUGCUAAAGGAACUGAAAGAAUGUAACAAAGUCACAAAGGAUGUUGAAGUGAACAGACUGGUCUCGGAUGUCGAGGACACGAUUAACUCCAUCCCGCAAUUGGCCUUGACCUUUAACCUCCAGACUGAGAUUGACCUUGCACUUCAACCCCUGCGCAGUGAGAAUAGCCAGCUUAGAAGGAAGUUCAGAAUUCUGAACCAGCAGAUGAAAGAUAAAGACAUUGAAAAUGAACCGAAGGAUAUCAACUUUGAAAUGCUACACCUGCAGACAAGCAAUGACAAUCUACAAAAAAUUAUCCGAGAGGAACGGGAUAUUAAAACUCGUCUGGCAGCCGAGGUGCAGUAUCUUUAUCAGGAAAUACACAAGAUGAAAACAGAGAAAUCCAGGCUUAUUGCUAGUACGAGCGAAAAGGAGACAGAUCAGCUAAAACUACGUCAAGAAAUGACCAUGGAAGCUCAGAAAGUUAAACAUGACCUUGACCUUCUAAAGCAAGGUCAUGAUGCAACAGUGGCCAGCCUAGAGGCAUUAGAGAAAGAAAACCACAUCCUACAGAUAACGUUACAGCAGAGAGAUAUUGAGAUAGAUAGACAGCAGGAAAUUGUAGAAACAAUGAAGGCCAGCAUAUCCGACCUUCUACAGGAGUUAGACCAGAGCCAAGCCCAUGAUCGGGCCUGGGACCAUAACCAGAGCUAUGGGCUCAACAGGUUACUGAAAAUUGUAGAGGAGGAUCGAGGGUCUAGGGCAUCGAGCGAAAGAUAUCCUCAAAGGCAAGCUAGAAAACUGUCUCGUACUCCAGAGCGAAACCCUCCAACUCAAACCCUGGAUCAUCGCUCCCAACCCAGAGAAAGGCAGAUGCUAGAUUUUGACUCUAGUGGAAACACUACCUCAUCAACUGCUAGACUUACAAAAUCAGCGUUGGCCGAUCAUAAUCGAAAAAAUCGGCCAUUGAGGCUUGGGCUGGACGGUCGACAGGGACCAGCUUCAGAAUCAGAAUUAGAUACAUUGGUGGAAAUGCGGACACAGAGACAUAUUGGUGAGAAAUUCAGUCAAGGGGCAGCCGGUGGUUUUGGUGAGCGAAGAAGAAGAAAUAGUUCUUCCCCUGUAAGAUUAAGAGGUGAAAUACCAGCAAAUUAUAGAAAUUAUCAGGUUGAUAAGUCUCCUGUUAGAGGCAAUAUUGGAAAUAAUAGGGACGCUGGGGGUGUUAUGAGGAAUUUUGAUAGAGAAACAUUUCCCAGGCAAAGGGAAAGAACUAUUGGUCAAGAGAGUGAUGAUGAGCUAGAGUUCUCUCCCUCCAGGAGAAAGGAAGUGGGAGUGGAUAAAUCUCCUUUAAGAAGAGCAGGGAGGUUUGAAGAGUUUUCACCUCAAAGGGGAAGAACUGCAGAUAGAAUUAAUUCUCGGUUUGAUACAAAUCAACCAGGUGAAACCGAAGUCAGUGUAGAACAGUCAAGAUACAGUAUAACUGAUUAUUUUAAGAAAUACCAUCCAAAAGACUCGACAGUGAGGCCGAAGGACAGUUUGACUUCAAAUUCUCGCCCUCCAAUGGGAAGAACAAUGCGUGAAUUUCCGUCAAGACUACAAUCUCAGUUUAGAACCUCAAGUGAAAUUGAUGAUAGAACUGCGAAAUCUUCCGAUACCAAUGUUGCUAGAGCAAAUAAAAAACUUAACAUGUUUAAUGGACAUGCUGACCACACAAUUAGCGCAAUUCAUGAUGAUGAUGAUAAUGUGUCGUCCGUUUCUAUGUCGUCUGUGACCACGGCAAAUACAGUAGAUGAGAAUAAAUUCAGGCACGGAAUCGCAACUCUUGAUGCUAACAUUGCUCGCUUGCAGCAAGCACUGCAGAAAACAAAGUCUAUGCUCAGUUAAGCAUUAAUGGGAACUUUAAGUCUGACAUAUACCAUAUUCAAGUUAAGAUAUGUAAUUGUAUGAUGUAUUUGUGUCAUGAUGUCAUGAUUAAUUUGCAAUUGCUCAAUUAACAGCAUUUGGAAAAAAAAUCUCAGAAAUAUUCUAAAGAUAUAUACCCCAAAUUAUAUUAUGAACAAGAUUUUAUGUGCCUAGAAAGGAGCGGUUGUUUUACGUCUAUUUUGAAUUAAAAAAUAUAAAUAUAUAAAAAAUAUUUUCAAGGACUUGAAAUUGUUUGUACAUUAUAUACCUCAAUAAUAAACGUAAGGUUGUUUCAAUCUUGCAAGGAUUUUAAUUCUUUCAAAUUUAAGAGUCAAGAUUCCAAAAUUUUAUGGUAAUAACAAAUAUUAACAAUUAAACAUUAAAAUGAUACCAUGAAUCACCUCGUGAACACCGAAAGUAAAUAUUUCACUGAUGGCAAAGCCAUUCGUGCAAUAUUAUAGCUUUUGGUGCUUCUUGUUGAAUAUACUGCUUUCUUUAACACACAGAAACAAACAAUUAUUCACUAUCAAAUAAACUGGAAGCAUGAUCUUUCUUAUCACUGUCGACAGGCAUCCCAAAGGCCCAAAGAAAUUAUUUGAAGUCAACUGACUGUCACGACAAACAAAAAUCAACUGAAAUAAAGUAAAUUUUUCCCCAAGCAAUUCCAUUAGCGCGACAGAACAGCCAAUCAAAAUCCUAAUCAAUGAAAAUGAAAAACUACGAUUAUAUUUACUACAAAACUGGAAGAUCCGAAGUGAAACUUGAUUGAAAAACCGGAAGAAGCAAAUGAAAUUAGAUAUAUAGUAUAAUUGAUUAUUUAUAUACAUGUAUAAAUUAUGCCAAUGAAGAACAUUUUCCGUUUCACCUAUCAAAUCAGCUUUCAAAUUAGUAAAAAUACACAAGGAAAUUACAUACUCUGAGUAGUUUAAUAAUUCCUUUUACUGCAAGAUUUAUUGAAAAUUUUGGCAUUAAAUUAACAGUGACAUUUUCAACUUCAAAGCCCUCACCUUUGGAAGUUUUCUGCUAAAGCUAUUGUACUGAAAAUGACUUACUUUCAGAAGUUUAAGCCCAUUUUUAUGAAUAAAUAAACAUCCAAACUCCCUUUAAAAUGGAUGGUCUGAAAUGUUGACUGUUGUGUUUGAAAUAUCAUGUUAAUUACCAGUCAAUUUGCGUAUCAAUGGGCCGAUUGUUCAGAACUUUCUUAAAGUUAACGAUGUUGUUUAUGCCAUGGUUGUUAAUUUUCAAAUUGUAAAAGCUAUGUAACUUUAAAGGAUACGCUUGUUGUCUGCUGUAGUUCUAACAAUAUUUGAAAGAAUUGUUUCAGCUGAACUUGUUAAUAUUUAAAUAUGCGAGAAUGUCAGCAAACAGUUUAUGUUUUAAAGUUAACAAGAUGACAUUAAUCACGUUGAUAACUCUAACAAGGUUCUAGACAAGGCAUUAUGUUUCCAUUGCUGUAAUUAAAUUACAAGUUUACCUCAUGAAUGGUCCACUUUACUUGUUAUUUUCUUAGAAAUGUGUUGAAAUAUGAGCAAAUAAAUAUAGACAUUUUCUAAGAACAUUUAGUUUCGUCUAUAUCGGUAUAAAAUUUUCCAUUUUACGGCUUGAAUUACAUGCUAAGACUUGAAAUGACAGAUAUUUACAUUCCCUGUGUAAUGAAGCAGUUUGACUAGUCUUAUUAUAUGGUUAUUAUGUACCUAAUUAUAUGUUAUUUUCUGACAAAUCACAAAAUGGGCUAGGUUUCUAGGACUUAUUUCUUGGAAACUUUCAAUAUUUAUUUCAUUUCUUUCAAUAAUUGCUAUUGAGUUUAUAUUCGAGGACAUGACCCUUCCGUAAAUUGUGACACAGCACCUGAGAAUUCUCAAUUUUUUAGGAUUUUUAGUCUUAAAAGAAAAUUGACAGAUUUGUUUUUUGUGUUAUACUUACACAGUCGUUUCCAUUUUGAAUAGAAGAUAUUCUUUUGUAUCAGCUGUUUUUUUCUUAUAUAUGCACAUCAAAAAUUUCAUAUGUUUUAAGAUUUGUUAGUUUCAGGACAUACUUUAUUAUAUGUAAUAAAUGUUACAAUACCUUUUUUUUCUAGCUAAUAACAUUACUACAUCUAGUUGUUUUAUAUUUUAUGCCAGCUCAAGGUCACGUCAAAGCUAUUUCGUUAACAUAAUUCCUGUGACUAUUGGAAUUGAAAAAAUAAAAAUAUGUAGGGGCAAUGGUGGACAGUAGCCAUUGUUCUAUUGAUAAUAUAUUGUAAGAAUUGUUUUGGUAAAAAAUGUGCUCAUUUUACAAUUGAUUGUCUUAAAGACUUAAAUUGUGAAUUUCCCAUAAAUUAUAUAGAUCUAUAUCUGUGAUAUUUUGUACAGAAAAUAAUUAUAUUACGAUAUUGUGUAUUUACAAUUUUUAAUGUAUUUCAAUUAGG
Messenger RNA from Mya arenaria, 6449 nucleotides. RefSeq lists its product as uncharacterized. The record is from RefSeq and is a predicted model, not a curated record. Gene Ontology annotation, biological process: protein localization to centrosome. NCBI's taxonomy places the organism in Eukaryota, Metazoa, Mollusca, Bivalvia, Myida, Myidae. Bases 110 to 4024 code for a protein of 1304 amino acids. Gene Ontology annotation, cellular component: centriolar satellite. The transcript has 12 exons.